This is a messenger RNA of Meyerozyma guilliermondii ATCC 6260, 612 nucleotides long. RefSeq lists its product as uncharacterized. The transcript has a single exon. Bases 1 to 612 code for a protein of 203 amino acids. Lineage: Eukaryota; Fungi; Ascomycota; Pichiomycetes; Serinales; Debaryomycetaceae. The record is from RefSeq and is a predicted model, not a curated record.
AUGGAUUCUGCUGUUGUGCGUGCGAACGAAUCGCUUGCUACUGUUUCCAAGAACCUUGCUGCUUCUGAAGAGCACAAAGUCAGCAUUCAACGUGAAUUGGAAGAACAAAUCAAUGAGUUUGAGCGUGUAAAUUCCGAUUUAAAGGCCCAAAAUAACCAGCUCGUUGCUACCAACAAGGAGAAAGACGAGAUUAUUGGAGGCGAUACAAAGAAGAUGAACGAAUUGACUCAGAAAAUCAAGCAAUUGAAGGAAAAAAUCGCCGAACUUGAAAAGGAUAACGACGAAGCUCACCAGCAAGAACUACAGCAGUUACGUGAACAUAUGGAGCAGCAGCUUGAAUUGAACCGUCAAAGAACAACAAAGAAAAUUGAUGAGGUUGCCGAACUGCUUUACACGCAAUACUCGAAGAAACACGAAACUAAAGUUGGUAUGAUGCGUACCAGUUUCAAUAAAAAGUUGGAUCAAUUGCAGGGUGAAAAUAACCAGCAAAAACUCGACAUUGAAAGUCUUCGCAAGCAGCUUGACGCAGCAGUGGCCGAGAAGGAUCUGUUGCUUGAAUUGCUCGACGACAGCGGCCGGCGAAGACUUUCACCUAAAAUCACCCGGCGCUAG